AUGGAUCUGACUCUCAGCCUCUCGCGGGGGUUUCACAAUGCUCCCUUACUCUACCAUGAUGAAACUGUCACGCCUGCUCCAACGGUGACCAACUUAUGGACUGGAUUACAGGCUGCCGGCGAGGAGCUCGGAUACGGAGUGAAGGAGGGCUUUCUUAGCGUUUUCCUGCAACCAUGCCAUGGAUGGAGCAAGGAUGGGCUCAAAGGGGCACUCAAGGGUGAGGGCAAGGGCAUUCCUGGUGCUCUACUGAAGCCUCCUGCAGACUUCUGA
This is a messenger RNA of Aspergillus thermomutatus, 270 nucleotides long. RefSeq lists its product as uncharacterized. The record is from RefSeq and is a predicted model, not a curated record. The transcript is spliced from 3 exons. The coding region runs from base 1 to 270 and encodes 89 amino acids. Lineage: Eukaryota; Fungi; Ascomycota; Eurotiomycetes; Eurotiales; Aspergillaceae.